CGCUUUAUCACUUUCCAAGAUCCCAACACCGUAAAACUUAAAUCAGUCCAGCGGGUCAUUCGGAGCCAUGGCGCUAAGAAGUCCUUGGAAGGGCGGAAGAAGAAGCUCACAGCAGCGACUGGGAAUUUUCGCCAUUUUAAAACUGAUAGGUUUCAGCAUACCUCGGCGAACAAGCAAAGCAAUGACACCAAAUCAUCAGUCGACAUCCAAUCAUUCGGCUCGACACAAUCCCUUGCUAUUAGCAAUUCUACACGGCUACAGUCUCUCAUAGGAAAUAAAACCGCAUCACAAGCUUUAGAGCCUGUGUGCAAUUUCUCAGAAGCCACCGCCCACCAAAAAUUUCACAAGAUAUUUCAUGACGGCUUCAACGAUGAGGCGCUCUCAAAUGCUAUUAUGCUAUCUCUGACAUUCGCCGCAAAUGAAUAUCAUUUCUCACAAGAAUGUGUCACCUUCAAGAACACAACAAUUCGGCAUAUCAACCAGAAAAUCGGAUCCUCCCUUGAUCCUCCCGCUGUUUCACAAAUGAUAGGAGCCAUAUUACUCUUAAUAGGAGUAGAGUGGCGACUUGGGAACAAACCUCGAGUGGAGAUGCAUUUGGCUGGUGUCUUGCAACUGCUAAGUUUCUGCGAUUCCAAGCUCAUCGACCUUCAUGAUGGCAUCAAGCGCCCCCUUUGUGUGUUACUGGAUCAGCAUUCUAACCCAUGCAGUGCAAUAUUCUGGCAAGAUCUAAACGCGGCUUGGAUUAUAGGUUCCGAGCGCAGGUUCUCUCAUGACAUCUUCCCAGAGCUUCACUGGGGCCGCAAUCCCUUUCUCUCAUCUAUGUACAUGCUGCCAACGGGAUUCGAGCCACUAAGGCAUGUGUUUGGAAGCGACUUGGUCAAGGUUGUCGAAGAUAUCUAUGCCUUGCAGCAUUAUCGCGAAUCAUCUAUUGUAGACCUAGGUGACUCACCGUCUCUUCUCCACUUGGAUAAUUAUCAGGCCUCGAUAGAGUCUCGACUUUACUCUCAUUUUUUAACGACAGGCGAGAGUAAUGGAAUAUUGGCAGGCUGCAUACUUGCACUAUAUCUCUGCACUUACAUGCUGUUCUCAGAGGUAUGGGCAGGUCACUUUAUUCCAUCACACAUGUCUUCAAAUCUACUACGUGUCUUACGGGAUGCAAAGAAGAGUAUUCUAUGGGACACCAACAGAGAUGCAAUGCUAUGGUGUACGAUAGUGGGUGGCACAUUCGCCCAGCAAGGCGUGACACGAUCCGAGUACAUACUUCUACUUCACCAAUCCGGAUAUGGUACUCUCCCCUCAGCAUGGAAAGAGACGGAAAGCUUUUUGGAACAGUUUCUGUGGUCUAAAAGAGUCUUCUACGGGCCCGGGAGAGCGUUCUGGGAU
Messenger RNA from Trichoderma atroviride IMI 206040, 1383 nucleotides. The record is from RefSeq and is a predicted model, not a curated record. Lineage: Eukaryota; Fungi; Ascomycota; Sordariomycetes; Hypocreales; Hypocreaceae.